AUGACAUCGCAAGCAAAGGACUUCCUUGACCCGUACACCGCUGCAGCCGAAAAUGACGAGAUUACCCCCCAGAAGAAGAUUGACGGCCUCUACGAGAUUAUAAAGGCCACACAUAUGUGCAUGCUCGUCACUCGCGCUCCAGACGGCCAUCUCCACUCCAGGUGCAUGACCGCAUCCAGCACAGAGGGCCUCCAGUUCCUCUUCCUGGCAAACAACGUCUCCUACAAGUUUGAGGAAAUCUCUGCAGACAGUCACGUCAAUCUCUCGUUUGUGGACACGAAAACGACGAAUUGGGCGUCGGUCGCAGGCACUGCCAGUGUCAGCCGUGACCCAGAACUCAUCAAGAAGCUCUGGAGUCCCUAUGUCGCAGGGUACUUUUCCGAUCUUGGAGAUGGCGUUCAUAAGGGAGACGCGAAUGAUCCACGGGUGAGUAUCAUCAAGGUGGUUCCGACAGAGAUUCGCUAUUGGGUGGCGACAAGCGGUGCCGUUGGCCGAGCUAUGGAGCAUGCCAAGGGUGCUAUCACCGGAAAGCUCACUGCACCUGGCGAGAUCAGAACCAUUACGCCAGAAGAGCUCCAGCUUGUAUUUGGUCUGAACAAGCAAGCAUAA
This is a messenger RNA of Serendipita indica DSM 11827, 609 nucleotides long. The record is from the annotation of a GenBank genome assembly. Lineage: Eukaryota; Fungi; Basidiomycota; Agaricomycetes; Sebacinales; Serendipitaceae.